Selaginella moellendorffii is the source of this 2262-nucleotide messenger RNA. RefSeq names its product pentatricopeptide repeat-containing protein At5g27110. The transcript has a single exon. The record is from RefSeq and is a predicted model, not a curated record. Gene Ontology annotation, biological process: RNA modification. Bases 1 to 2262 code for a protein of 753 amino acids. Gene Ontology annotation, molecular function: RNA binding; protein binding. Lineage: Eukaryota; Viridiplantae; Streptophyta; Lycopodiopsida; Selaginellales; Selaginellaceae.
AUGGGCAUCUGGAGGAGGCACGGACAAAAGCCGACGCCGCUGCGAGGCACCCGGCGCAAGGCAUCUCAAGCGCCACCACCACAGGAAGAUGAAAAUCCGCAAGAGUUCGUCACCAAGCGCUACAGAUACGCGUCUCUCCUGCGACAAUGCGACAGCCUCGAGCAAGGCAAAACCAUCCACGAGCAAAUGAGCAAGGAUGGCUACGCCAGAGAGACGUACCUGGGAAACCUCUUGGUGGACAUGUAUGGCAAGUGUGGCAGCCUCCGAGACGCCGAGGCCGCGUUCCACACCAUCCGCGAGAGGAACCUCUUCACCUGGACCAUCGCCAUGACGGCAUUUGCCCAGAACGGGGACCCGCGGCAAGCCAUCCACCUCUUCCAGGCAAUGUGCCUCGACGGCGUGGAGCUCGACCGGGUGGCAUUCGCGACGGCGGUGGGGGCGUGCUCCAGCCUGGGGGAUCUCCACACCGGGCGCUCUCUCCACUCCACCAUCGCCACCUCCAGCUUCCAGUCGGACGCGGUGCUCAGAGUCUCGCUCAUCAACAUGUACGCCAAGGCCGGGGAGUUCGCGCUGGCGGAAGAUCUCUUCCAGCGCCUGAAGCCCAAGAACGCUGUCGCCUACACCGCCUUGAUCGCGGCAUACUCCCAGUUUAAGAUGGGCCGCGAAGCUCUGGGACUCUACCGAGCCAUGCACCUGGAAGGAGUUGCGCCAGACAAGGUGGCGAUGCUGAGCGCUCUCGGUGCUUGCGCGAGCGAACCCGACGGUCGGGCGAUCCACGCCUGUAUCACCUGCUGUGGCUCCGACGGGGACGACACCGUCGCCAGCGCGCUCGUCAGCAUGUAUGGCCGCUUCCAGAUGCUCGAGAGUGCGAAGAGUGUCUUCUUCCACCGCCGGGUUCCGCGAUCCAGUGUCGAGCUCUGGAACUCGAUGAUCUCCGCGUACGUCCAGAGCGGGCACCACCGGGAGGCUCUCGAGCUCUUCGAGAAGAUGGAGCUGGAAGGAGUGGCUCCGGACGUGGUCACCAUCGUUGAGAUCCUGGGAGUGUGCUCGGUGCUCCGCAAGCUGGACAAGGCGAGGAUGAUCCACGCGCAGCUGCGAGCGAGGGUGGAUGCGGACACUGCCGUGGUCGACUCGCUGCUCAAUGUGUACCGCGAGUGCCGGAGUCUAGAGGACGCGGUAACAGUUUUCCGGGAGGAAGCUGGCGGUGCUCGAGACUGCGUUGCCUGGAACACGAUGAUCGCCGCUUAUGCCGAGUGUGGCGAUCCCGGGAUGGCCUUGAAGCUGUUUACGUUGAUGGAUCUUCACGGCGUGGAGCCGACGGAAGUGACGUACGUAGCGGUGCUGGGAGCGGCUAGCAGCCUCGGAGCUCUCACCCGUGGUGCUUCGCUCCACCACCGGAUUCGCAGCUGCGGCCUUGACGAGCUUCCUUUUGUGAGCAACAGCCUGAUGCAGUUUUACGGCUCCUGUGGACGUCUCAGCUCCGCCACCGCCGUUUUCCACUCCUUGGAACGCAGGGACGAGGUGUCGUGGAACACCAUCAUGGGGCUUUACACCCAGCACGGAUGCUGCGACACGGCCCUGGCGGUCUUCCACGGCAUGGAGCUCGAAGGCGUGAGAGCGAACGUCAUAACGCUCACCAACGUUGUCACUGCCUGUACUGUCACCGGCGACGCGGCCAUAGGCAAGUCCAUCCACGCGAGAGUUUUGUCCAUGGGACUGGAGCACCACUCGGCCGUCGGGAGCGCUCUGGUGGCCAUGUACGGGAAGUUUGGAAUGUUGGACCGAGCAGUGUCUUGCUUCAACGACAUCUCCGCCAAGAACACCGUCUCGUGGAACGCACUGAUGACGGGCUUUGCUCAGCAAGGACAGUCGGUGGAGACGGUCCAGCUCAGUCGUGCAAUGCAGCUGCAAGGCAUGGAGUCGGACGGUGCCACUUAUCUCGUGGUGCUCUUCGCUUGCAGCCACGGAGGUCUGGUCGAGGAAGCGCUGUCAUGUUUCUCCAACUUGGUCGAGGAUGGCAGCGUUUCGGUGAAUGACGAGCACUAUGGAUGCUUGAUUGAUCUUCUGGCCCGUGCUGGAUGGCUGGACCGGGCCGAGGAUCUCUUCCGGAGCAUGCCGUUCGAGCCCGACUCGACGUCUUGGAUGAGCCUGGUUGGCGCUUGCAAGCUCCAUGGAGACGCUGGCAGAGGUAACAGCGUUCCUGGGAUUGAUGACGCUAGCAGAGCAGCACCGUAUGUGGUUGUGUCCAACAUGCUAACGUGA